UUCCACGUCCUCGACGCAAACUAGCAACCUCAAGAGAACAGACCAGCACCAGCUUUCUUCUCCAAGUCCAGUUCCUUCUACCCAUUGGGCCGGCCGCCAUUGAGAGUUUGCUUCCUCCGCUCCGUGUCAUCUCUGCAGGAAAUCCGCCAUCGCUCGCCAGGGUGUACUGACCAUGUCUGCGAUGCAAUCAUCGUAUCUUCCUGCUACCACUGAGUCAAUUGCAAUGGCUCAGGAAGCUAAGGAUGCUUCAGAGUCCAUUUUAAUCCUCUACCGUGUGCUUGAAGACCCGUCUUCUUCUUCAGAUGCAGUUAGAACAAAAGAAGUUGCCAUUACAAAUCUGACAAACUAUCUCACAAAAGAGAACAGAGCCGAGGAACUUAGGAAUCUGUUGACCCAGCUCAGGCCAUUUUUCGCACUGAUUCCCAAGGCAAAGACCGCAAAGAUUGUGCGUGGCAUCAUUGAUGCCGUUUCCAAGAUACCUGGAACAUCUGAUCUUCAGAUCUCACUCUGCAAGGAGAUGGUGGAAUGGACACGUGCAGAGAAACGUACCUUCCUGAGGCAGCGUGUAGAAGCAAGACUAGCAGCCCUUCUUUUGGAAAGUCAGGAGUACACUGAAGCUCUUACCCUUCUUUCUGGUCUUAUCAAGGAAGUGAGGAGGCUGGAUGACAAAUUGCUUCUUGUUGACAUUGACCUUCUGGAGAGCAAACUCCAUUUCUCUCUAAGGAACCUUCCAAAGGCCAAGGCUUCUCUGACUGCCGCAAGAACUGCAGCGAAUGCCAUUUAUGUUCCGCCAGCGCAGCAGGGCACUAUUGACCUGCAGAGUGGAAUCCUUCAUGCUGAAGAGAAGGAUUACAAGACCGCCUACAGUUACUUCUUUGAAGCGUUUGAAGGGUUUAAUGCACUGGAUGACCCUAAGGCCAUCUUCUGCUUGAAGUACAUGCUUCUGUGCAAGAUAAUGGUCAACCAAGCUGAUGAUGUUGCAGGAGUAAUCUCGUCUAAGGCAGGCCUGAAGUAUGUUGGUCCUGAUGUGGAUGCUAUGAAAGCUGUUGCAGAUGCCUACUCAAAACGAUCUCUCAAGUACUUUGAAACCGCUCUUGGUGACUACAAGGCCCAGCUGGAGGAGGAUCCUAUUGUCCACAGGCACCUCUCGUCUCUGUAUGAUACCCUCCUGGAGCAGAACCUGUGCAGGCUGAUUGAAGCCUACUCAAGGGUGGAUAUUGCGCACGUAGCAGAGAUGAUCGAGCUGCCAAUCGAGCAUGUUGAGAAGAAGCUGUCACAGAUGAUCCUGGACAAGAAAUUCGCAGGGACUCUGGAUCAGGGUGCGGGCUGCCUUAUCAUCUUCGAAGACUCCAAGACGGAGGCGAUCUUCCCAGCUACGCUGGAAACAAUUUCGAAUGUGGGGAAGGUUGUCGAGAGCCUUUACAUGAGGUCAGCAAAGAUCAUGGCCUGAGGAGAUGUUUUGUUCUUACCCGGCGUCUCCAGUUAAAUCUUACACUUGAGCUCUGCUAGUGUCUCGAGGACAUGAAAUCCCUGCGUGUUGCCAUUGUUUCUUCCUUGCAAAUUGUCUUCUGUUAGCUCUAUAAAAUUUCUAGCCUCGUGGACAAGAAGAUACCGUUGUUUCUGCGUGAUGGAAAUACAGUUAGCACUUGCUGAUAUCAACCAUUUCCGUUCUAGUGCAAUGUGCAAUGUUCUGUUGUUU
Messenger RNA from Triticum dicoccoides, 1699 nucleotides. Its product is annotated as 26S proteasome non-ATPase regulatory subunit 11 homolog. Gene Ontology annotation, molecular function: protein binding. The coding region runs from base 173 to 1450 and encodes 425 amino acids. The transcript has 2 exons. NCBI's taxonomy places the organism in Eukaryota, Viridiplantae, Streptophyta, Magnoliopsida, Poales, Poaceae. The record is from RefSeq and is a predicted model, not a curated record.